Messenger RNA from Dufourea novaeangliae, 3608 nucleotides. It is a transcript of the gene Ire1, whose product is annotated as serine/threonine-protein kinase/endoribonuclease IRE1. Gene Ontology annotation, biological process: mRNA processing; intrinsic apoptotic signaling pathway in response to endoplasmic reticulum stress; protein phosphorylation. The transcript has 14 exons. Gene Ontology annotation, cellular component: IRE1-TRAF2-ASK1 complex. The record is from RefSeq and is a predicted model, not a curated record. Gene Ontology annotation, molecular function: protein serine/threonine kinase activity; ATP binding; RNA endonuclease activity. Bases 456 to 3452 code for a protein of 998 amino acids. Lineage: Eukaryota; Metazoa; Arthropoda; Insecta; Hymenoptera; Halictidae.
GCGAUAUUGUUCGCUACGGCGAACACCUACCGAGAACAAUACGUUGAAGUGCAUUUCUACUUGUUUCAUUGUCGCGAAAUCGACAUGCAUGAUAAAACAAUGUAACUACGAUUGCGGAUUCUUUGGAAAUGCAUUACGCGUGUGAAAGAGGUACGUUGGUUUCGCUAAAAAUGUGUACCACAUGUGACGUUUUGUUUUGGGACGAUCAUCAUCUUCCGUCGCUAUUAUUACGAGGACACAAUGACAACGACGUUUCAUUGAAGAUUCGUAAAGAAGAUCGUCGCGGGCGUGCUUCGGAGAGAAAAUGAGAACUGAAGAUAUCAUUAGUUGUACAAAAGAACACGACGUUAUACAGUUUUCUUGUCGUGUAAAUGAAUUUUGUUUUCCAAGGAGGAUAGAAUUUCGACUUUGCUCAACUGACACAUGGAACUGUGCAAUAAAUCAUUUUAUAAACAAUGCUACUCAAUCCCUUCGCACAGAUACUCUUCCUUGUUGGACUGCUCCUUUGCGUCACCGAUCCGACGGAACAGUCCGACGAGUCUGACCAUUUUCAGUCCUUGAAACAAGAGAGACUUAAUACAGAGUUAGUACCGGAACAAGAUGAACCUCUCCUAAUAUUUUCUACACUAGAUGGUUCUCUUGUAGGUAUAGAACAACGCUCGGGAAACAUACUUUGGCGGCAAAGCGAUGAGCCAAUUGUCAAAGUACCGGUUGAUAUUUCACGAGCUUCCACGACGCCAAUGUUUUUACCAGAUCCAAAAGACGGUUCCUUGUACAUAUUCGGAGCAGAAACCGAAGCUUUGAAGAAACUACCGUUCACUAUUCCUCAGCUUGUGGCGAACAGUCCUUGUCGUAGCAGCGACGGAAUAUUAUACACAGGUAGAAAGGUAGACACAUGGUUCACCGUGGAUCCUCGAACUGGACAAAGGGAGCAACUCCUAGGAUUUGACACAGCGAAAAAUACUUGUCCUGUAGAAAUGCAGGAUGGCGUUUUUGUGGGUCGUACAGAAUACAAUAUCAUUAUGGUAGAUAGCAAACGAAAAGACAGAAAAUGGAAUGUUACAUUCUAUGACUACUCUGCAGCAAAAAUGGAACCAGAAGGAGUAGAAAGUUACGAUUUAGUUCAUUUUACAACGAGUUCCACCGGACGUAUUGUCACUGUAGAUAGAAGACUAGGAAUUGUACUCUGGGAGCUGGACGUGCAGAGUCCGGUAAUAGCGGUGUAUGUAGUGAGAAAGGAAGGCUUGCUUACAAUUCCCUUUACCAGUGUUGCGGAUGGAACGUUGGAUCUUCUUUUGAAACGUUUCGCAAACAAACCGAGCGACAUUCAGUUGUUUCCGACAUUGUACAUUGGUCAACAUAGGCACGGAUUUUACGCGUUACCGUCUCUGGUCGAUUCAACAACGGCUACGAUCUCGAGUAAUAUUGGACAGUUGUUGCUGGAGGGACCGUUGUCGGUUUCACAGAUGGACAAAAAUGAUAAUACAAUUCCAAUUUCCACCGACGAUCGUGCGUAUGCCGAUGAUAGCACCGAUACUGUUGCUCGGUCGGAUUAUCAAACGGUCAUCGCGUUAGGACAUUACGAAAUACCUGCUGAAUACAAACUACAAGAUGAGCAACCACUUCAGAUUACCGGUCGAUCUGAUCCUGUGAUCGAAACAUUGCCCUCCUCGUUACGUUACUUGAAUUCAACGAAAGAAACGCUGCUGACACUUGACUUGGAAAACGACAGCAGAUCUACCGGCAGCGUGGUGGGCAGUGCGUCGUGGCGCGAGUUGUUACGACACGCGUACAUCGCUAGCAAAAGCUGGUUCCAUCAACAGGAAAACAAAGGACUGAAAUUGGCACUGGUCGCGUUAUCGGGAUGUAUUUUAGCGAUGUAUUGGUAUUUAAAUGCACAGGUCAAAGAGUUUCAACAACGAUCGCAGGGUUCACGAGAAAGCAGCCGCACGAGCAAUGAUUAUUAUUAUUAUUAUUAUGGAAUGCGAUCGAACGCCCUCGCUGUCCCGGAAGAUAUAGGCGAAGGAGUGGUAAAAGUUGGAAAGAUCACCUUCGAUACCGGGCAAGUGUUGGGUAAAGGAUGCGAAGGAACUUUCGUGUACAGAGGUGAAUUCGAUGGCCGUUCUGUAGCGGUGAAACGUUUGUUACCGGAUUGUUUCACGUUCGCCGAUCGAGAAGUAGCAUUGCUCCGAGAAUCUGAUGCGCAUGCGAAUGUUGUUCGGUACUUUUGCACCGAGCAGGAUCGGAUGUUUCGAUAUAUCGCGUUGGAACUAGCCGAAGCAACUUUACAAGAUUAUGUCGCGGGACAAUACGAUAGACGAAAGAUAACUGCAAAAAACAUCCUACGACAGGCUACGUCGGGAUUAGCGCACCUACAUUGUCUCGACAUCGUGCACAGGGACAUCAAACCCCACAACGUAUUGUUAUCUGCGCCGGGACCACGUGGAGAAGUUCGAGCCAUGAUAUCUGAUUUUGGUCUGUGCAAGAAACUUCAAUUAGGUCGUGUAUCCUUUUCGCGUAGAUCUGGUGUAACGGGAACCGACGGUUGGAUUGCGCCAGAAAUGUUAAAUGGGAACAGAACGACGUGUGCCGUAGACAUAUUUUCUCUCGGUUGCGUUUUCUAUUACGUUCUUUCUGAUGGAAAACAUCCAUUCGGAGAUUCGUUACGACGACAGGCCAACAUUCUUUGCGGUGAGAGCAACUUGACGGCUCUUCACGGUGGAAUUUCAGAAAGCGACAAGGAUCUCGCAUUGGUGCUAAUAAAGGCUAUGAUUGCUAGUGAGCCAUCGGAACGACCACCGGUAAUGGCAGUCCACGAGCAUCCCAUAUUUUGGGAGCCCUCGCGAAUUCUUGCAUUUUUUCAGGAUGUGAGCGAUCGAGUAGAGAAAGAACAGAACGAUAGUCCAGCUUUAAUCGCAUUAGAAACCGACAGCCAUCGAAUUGUACAGAGUGACUGGAGAUUAUUAAUCGAUGUGGAAGUUGCAACCGAUCUUCGAAAAUAUAGAAGCUACCGCGGAGAAAGCGUUAGAGAUCUUUUAAGGGCAUUAAGAAAUAAGAAACAUCAUUACAGAGAACUAAGCCCGGAAGCUCAAGAAAAUCUUGGAGAUAUUCCAGACAAAUUCACCGAUUACUGGCUUUCUAGAUUUCCCGGUUUGUUAUCACACGCGUGGUGCGCCAUGCAAGCGUUCCGCGACGAGCCAACUUUACGGAAUUAUUAUCAUGUUGAUUAUGAGUUUGUGAAGAAUAUUCGUAAUAUGGAAUCGGUGGAAGUCGAAGCAGAUCCGUAUUCUGAUGCGAGUUACGCGAUACCACCAAACCUUUCCUGUAAAGUACGACAGGAUAACAUCGAUUGGAGUCCGAACAAAACAAGAUACCGAGGGCACCGACGGAAAAAUGAAAAAAAGAAAAUCGAAGUACCGCUUGUCUGGACCGUACCAUCGUCGUCGAGUUAACAAGUCAUUUAUUAUUUUCAGUGUUUUCAUUUCUUUCUAUUAGAUCGAAACGUACGAGAAGACGAAGAGCCUGCACACUAGACUAUCGACUCGUGUCUGGGUUUACUCUUUGUAAAAAGAACAAUACAUGAUGCGCAAAUUAAAAGUAUUUGUAAA